Dicentrarchus labrax (European seabass) is the source of this 3112-nucleotide messenger RNA. RefSeq names its product tudor domain containing 5 (gene tdrd5). Gene Ontology annotation, biological process: spermatogenesis. The coding region runs from base 419 to 3088 and encodes 889 amino acids. The transcript is spliced from 18 exons. Lineage: Eukaryota; Metazoa; Chordata; Actinopteri; Moronidae. The record is from RefSeq and is a predicted model, not a curated record.
CAUCACUGCCACAACAAACGAUCUGUGUUCGCGGUGCUGCAACGACAAAGUUACGAGUAAGACAAUUUUAUCCUACUUAGCGAAGCAGCUAACUUUAAAAGAAAUAGCUUUUUUUGUUUUUAUUUAUUUCAAGCUGUAUUUAGCGGAGGUUUUUUUUUUAUUCAUACGACAUAAGAUACCGGUUGCUUUGUGGCUUGCUUGUGGCGCUGCUGGCUAACAGGUGUGGCGAGAGCGAUAUCGUGGGAGGAUGUGGCGAAGAUAUUGAAGAUUUUGAGGGGGUAAAAGGCGUGCCGCCAUUGUUUCCUGUUGCGGACAAGUCGGAACUGCGCAGCCAAUCAACUCGCAGUACGUCACAUCCGCUGGCUCCGACAAACUAUCAUGGCGACGACCAUAUUGCCAAACUCGAGGCUUCAAAACGAUGUCAGCAGGCAAGAUGAACCAGGAAGAAGUUUUGGCAAAGCUGAAGAAGGAUGUUCGUUCCUUACUCAUUUCAUCCAAGAUGGGCUUGGACCCUGAGCAGCUCAGGCGAGACUAUAUGACCAUGUUGGGGCAUCCCAUCCCCCUGAAACUCCUGGGCUUCAGAAACAUCAUGGAUAUGGUGAAAGAGAUGCCUGAUGUGGUUUCAGUUAACUUCAGGGCAGAUGGCAGCACCUUCUUAAAGGCUGUUAGUGACGAGUCCACCCGAAACAUCGAGGAGCUGGUAGCUUAUCAGCGCACUUCUAAGACAGACAGGAAGACCAGGAGGGGAGGUACCAGCUACUUCUCGCCCCGCUACUGUUCCCAGUCCCCAUCUUUGGUCCUUCCCAGAAGAGGUCGUGCUCCUCUGGCUCUUCCGGCCCAGCUGAGGGCCCAGCUCCGCUUACUGCUCUCCCAGGGUCCACUGCGGUUGUCUGACCUGGAGGCGUGCUAUCUACGCUGCUUCGGCCACCCGCUGCGUAUCCACAAUUAUGGCUUUUACUCCACUGGAGAGAUGCUGGAGGCAGCGGCGGACCUGGUCCUUAUCCAGCAGGGCAGGCUGGGCUCAGUUAUUUCCCUGAGGGAACAUAUGCUGCCGAGGCCACUGCUCACACCAGUCAGUUCACUGAAGAGGACUGGACCAGUAAAGUCAGUGGCACCUAGAACUGACAAGUCGGACUCCAAAGGGCCAGAAACCAGAGCUCAGACACCAACACUUCCCCCAGUCCCAGUGAAGCAGAGUCCUCUGAGCAAGCCCUCUACUGUGACUACCUUGGGCCCUGUCCAUAAAGAGUCAACAACUAUCAGUAGCAAGCCAGAGGUGGUUGAGAAGAACCAGGAGGCAAACCCAGAGUUCUGCCAAGAAGGUCGGCUCUUUCAGAAACGUGUUCUCAAGCUGGAGGAGGAACUUUGGCAUCAAAUCCUUGAGAAUGGAGUUGCAGGCACCAUUAGUCAGGAGCUGAAGGACAAGCUACGAAAGGUUGUAGGUCAGAGCACUGGUGGAUUAUCAGUGCACGAUCUUCCUGCUGAGUACAAGAGGCUGUUUGGGGAGGACUUACCACUGCUACAGAGCGGCUUUGUCAGUGUCACCGAACUGGUCAGUGCCAUGAGUGACAUCUUCCACCUGAAACCUGCAGGGCAUGAAGAUGGACUGCACUGGAUAGUCAUGGACAUACAGGACAGUGGCAUUAAACAAUCAGGGUCCAAGGAGUCUGAGAGUUUUGGUGAUGAUGUGAAGGCCCCAUUUACGAGCUACUUCAGCUGUGGAGAGUCUCCUUGGGAAGGUGAACCAGAAGGAGACGCUGAUAAUAUCACAGCAGAUGAUGAGAAUGAGGUGCUACAGACGAGUAACAAUUCCAAGACACAUGAAAUGAUGUCUGAGAUCUACCCCGCCCUUCAGGUGCAUUGCAGCCCUCAGGUGCCUCUGGACGCCCUGCAGAGUCAACGUCUCAAACAGCCGACACGUCAUGGUGCCCGAGAGCUGGUAGAAGUCCUGGUGGAACAGGUGGAGUCGCCUGGAUAUUUUCACAUCCGCUUCAGCGAGACUGAGGAGGCCCGAGCUAUGGAGGACCUGAUGAUUGAGAUGAGACGACAUUACACCUGUCCUAAGGUGUCGGAGCGCUACCGCCUCCCUGAGCGAUUUGUCCGACGGGGUCAGGUCUGCUGUGUGUCACCUAAAGGAAUGUGGUUCUACCGGGUGGUGAUCCAUCAGAUCGUCAGCCCCACUCAGGUCGAGGUGUACUAUGUCGACUUUGGCGACAUCACUGUGGUACAGAGUGCCAACCUCAAGUUCCUCAAGUCAUGCUAUUCGGUUCUUCCAGCUCAAGCUGUUCCAUCAUCACUCUCUGGUAUUAAACCCACCACUGGCAGCUGGACUGAUGAGGCCAUAGCUUCUUUUCAGAAGCUGUGCUCUGAUCGCACCCUGGUGGGCGCUCUGGAUUGUUACAUUGGAGAUGUGCUGCAGCUCUACCUGUGUGACACACACACUGAUAAUGACAUCUACAUCCACUCUGCCCUGUUGAGCCUGGGCCACGGGACAGCCUGCAGCAGUGCAGCACUUUGUGUCCCAGUCAACCCAGUGAGUCUCUACCUGGGAGAGGGAAUGAUUGACCUGCCAGAGGUCGAAGAGGAGACCACUUCUUCCCCCAAGCCUGCACACAUGCCGGAACAGUCCAUGUCAGCUUCACUGAAGGUUGAAGAGGAAGAGAUGCCCGGCCUGGAAUUUAUUAAGGAAAUUGAGGUCCGCCAUCGCCCUCAGAGUAAGGACACCAAUCUGUUCAUUGCUCUGCUAGAUGAACAAACUCUCAACUGUAGUGAAUUGGGCUCGGCCUGGACCGACAAAUCGCCUCCUGCCAACCCUUCCAGUCCCACCUCCAGCCCUCUUGCCCCUCCAGAUUUGAUCCAGUUGAAAACAACCCCCGGUUACUGUAAAGCACUGAGCACGUCUCCUCCACCAGCUCCAUCCAGCAUUAAUUCCAGCUCCUGGUUUCCGACACCAGAAGAGGAGCUGCAUUGGCCCAGGCUCGCUGCCCCCUCGUACAUCACGCCACCUCCGAUCCUGAGGACGCUGAGCCUCCACACCCCUGACUUGGGCCAGGGUACAUACACAUGCAGUGAGAGAAGUACACAAUGAAUAGAGAAGAAUUAAGUCUGGUAA